GUACCCCGGCUACGGCCUGCUCCAUGGCAUCUCCUCCUCCUCGGAAUCUGCUCUGAAGGAGGUUGCCCUGACUGCCUUUCGCUUCAUCCUGGACGAGCUGAAGGUUGCGUACGAGCAGAUCAUCCUUUUCGGCCGAUCUGUCGGGUCUGGGCCCACUGUCUACCUGGCGAGCAGGUUUCCCGUCGGCGGCCUCAUCCUCGUGGCGGCCUUUGCUUCGGUCCGGGAGGCAGCAAAGUCGCUGGUGGGCCCCUUCGUGGCAAACGUCCUGGAAGAGCGGUUCCCAAACAUCGCUCUGAUAGGAAACGUCUCCUGCCCCACGCUGUUCAUCCACGGCGAAAAAGACAGCUUGGUGCCGCCAUCGCACUCGGUGGCCCUUUUCAAGCAGUGUCGGUCACGGAAGUUGCUGAUUACACCACCAGGCAUGGAGCACAACACAAACUUAUUCGUGGAUGCUCAGUACCUGGCAGUGCCUGCCAUCAACUUCUUCGGUCUUCCGGGCUAUCAGCAGGAGUCCCCUCCUCAGAUGCCAAGUCGCUACUUCGAGGACGGCAGACAGGCGUUCCUCCUCCGCAAGGCCGCAAGGAGGCCUCGGACAGAGCGGUGCAAGCACUUGCUGUGAAUGUCCGCAAGUCUGACUCAAGUCAAGACCUCGAGACUCGCUGCAAGGCUCUGGCCGCCGUUGUGGAGCUGCAAGCACGGAUUGACACUGAGCGCAAGAAGAUCGACACUGAGCGCAAGAAGAUCGACGAUGAGCGCCAGAAGAAUGAUGCCUUGGCAGGCGAGGUCAUUAAAAACCUGCACCGGGAAGUUCAGCAAGCCAAGGGCCUGAUGACGGCCCGUGGCGUAUUUGAGCGAGUCGCAGAACUUGCUUUCGUAGAGCAGGGCUGCAAGGUCAGGGUCAACACCUCCUUUGCAAUAGACCGAGCUCUCAACAAUCCGGACCCCAAAAAGCCAUGGUCGAAGUUCCUGUUCGACACGAUCCAAAAAUGCUCAGGAGAAACCGAGACCCAGAAGAUGAUCAACGUGGCGACGGGGAUAUACUCGCAGCUUUCGCAAGAAGUGCAUGGCAGCCCAUGGUCAGGCGUAGAAGUGAAGCUUUUGGGCCCUCUCGAUGGAACGGGCAUAUGUGUCAUAAAGGAAAUGUGUGAACAAAUGGGGCUUCCGCAUUCGCCACGCCCAUAA
Symbiodinium necroappetens is the source of this 1182-nucleotide messenger RNA. Lineage: Eukaryota; Dinophyceae; Suessiales; Symbiodiniaceae. The record is from the annotation of a GenBank genome assembly.